This is a messenger RNA of Stylonychia lemnae, 3462 nucleotides long. NCBI's taxonomy places the organism in Eukaryota, Ciliophora, Spirotrichea, Sporadotrichida, Oxytrichidae. The record is from the annotation of a GenBank genome assembly.
AUGGACCCAAUAAAAAAAGAAAUCGAAAGAUAAAAGUAGAGAUGGGAAGAAAAUGUGAGAAAGCAAAACGAGGAAAAAAAGCAAAAAGAGUUAGAAAGAAAAAAGCAGCUUGAGGAAUAAAGGAAGUAGAAAGAACUUAAGAAACUGGAGGAAUUAAAGAAAUAGACAGACUCUAUUCUGCUAGAAGAAAAGAAACGAAUGGAUUAAUUAAAGUAAGCUAAGCAAGGAAAUUCAAGGGAUGUUUCCAAAAUACUUAGAACUUCAUAAAAUAUUGAAGAGUCCCAAAAUACAAUGCUUCAUGAAGACGCUAAAACAGAUUAUAAUAUGCUUGAGUCUCUAUUAGAUCCUGGAACUGUAGAAAAAUAAAAACAAGAGGUAGUGAAUAAAUAUUAUCAUAUGUCUCAAACUUAGAAAGAUCUACAGGAAUUUAUGGAUUUAGAAACUAAUGUAAAGAAUUCACUUGACAUUGAUAAAGAGAAGUAGCAAAAGAAGUUGAUAGAAUAAAGAGAGGAGUAACUAAGAAAAGAUCUAGAAAAUUUUCAGCAAGAUUUAGAAGAUGAGGACGACUAAGAAAUCACAGUAUAACAAAAGGAUUAUGCAAGAUUAAUAGAAGAAUAAUAAUAAAUUCAUGUGAGAGUUGAUCAUAGCUAUAUUAAGCCAGAUUAAAUGAGGUAAUCUUAGCAGUCAUAUGAUGCUAUGUAUGAUAGUUUAUAGAAAAUGGAUGAAUUACCUGGUAACAUUAGGAGUUCAAUUGAGCAGAAUAAAAAUAGUGUAAAUAAAUAAUAAGUUAGACAAUCACAGGUAGAGUUAUAAUCAAACUUAUAAUCUACUAGAAAAGAUAAUAGUCAAACUAGAGUUUCAAUAAAGAGUAAUAAACCUUUUCAAUAAGAAAAUUAGCAAAAAGAGAUUUUUUUGUAUAAGGAAAAAUCACAAGAAUUCAGUGAACCAGUGAUACAAGCACAAUAAAAAAUCUUAGAUUAAAAUAAUAAAUCAGUCACUUCAAAUACUGCAAGUAACUAAAGCCAAAAUCAAAGGAAAUUAGGUAGAAAAGAAGAAUUUCUAAUGAAAAUGUAAAUUGAGGAACAGAUGAAAAAAAUGAGCUAGGCAUAAUAGUCCAAGAAAAGAAAAGAUGAAGAAGAGAUAAUGAGGAAAAAAUAAGAAAUCCUUGCAUAAGUAAUGGGGAAAAAAUAACCUAUUCAAAAUUAGGUAAUAGUAGAAGAAUCAGAGAGAAACUCUUAAUCAAAUUAAAGCAUUCAAUCUAAGAUUAAUAAUUAGAGACUUCAAGUGUAAUUGACUGAAAGAAGUGAUUUCCAUGAAGAAUCGUCUAUUAAUGAUAGGGAUUCAGAAGAUGAAGAAUACUAUCAAGAUUAUAAAAAUAAGUAUGCUAUAACUAAUAACCUUCAAGAUACUAAAGAAAUGACCAAUGCUAUGUUUUAGAAAUAAAGGAGAUAAAGCCCAUCUUCUAACGCUAAUCCUGAUUACGAUAGUGAAUUCUACAAAUAUAGUGAAGAUACUGAGAGUAAAGUUUAAGAUACUAACUCUAAUUAUAUAAGUGAAAAUGUUGAGCAUUUAAAUGAAGAAUCUAAUAAAAAAAGAAAUAAUCUUCAAUCUGCAUCUAGCAAGAAUAGAUAAGAAUAUUAUGAAAAAUAUAAUAUGGAUAUGAGUGUAAAAUCUAUGGAUUAUGAUAAAAUGUAUUAACAUGGUUAAACUAAAGAGUUACAAGAUUUAAAUAGCAGAUUGUCACAAACCCAUAGUCAAUUAAAAGGGGACAGAAGUAACUAAUAAUCUAAGAUAAUUGAAUAUCAAUAGUAACCAAAGCAUGAUGUAAGAGCCUCUUAGAAUAGUAAAAUUAUUACUUUUGGUAAAGAUGAUGAGGCUGCAAGCCUGAUUGAUGUAGGUGAUUCAAUGGUUAAUAUAGAGACGAGUUUGAACCCGAGGAUUGACAACCAGUAUGCUGAUGAUGAUCUACCAGAAGAAUUACGUGAAUACGAAAGGUAACUUCUAGCACAGCUAGAUCAAGAGUAGGAUGAGGAUGAUGAUUAUUACUUCUAAGAAGACUAAAUAGAUCCAUAUGCUUAAGUUGAUAAUAGAAGUGAAGAUUAAUUGGAUGAUUCACAAUAAAUAAGACAGGUUGAAAGAUCAAGAUAAUAAAUCUCAGCAGUUGACUCCAAAUUUAGAGUAUCAUUAGCAGCAAAAAAUUCUUAAAGUGGAUUAAAUAAUAAAAAUUCUGAUUUAGACUAAGAUGAAGAUACUGAUCCUCUUAGAGAGUAUUAUGAACUUCAAAAGCAAAAGCACGCUUAAGCGAGGGAAGAUGAAUUUUAUGAUUAAUUUGACUAACAUGAGGAAGAUCAAAAACAAAUUGAUGAUCAUUCAUCUUAUAGAAAUUAAACAUCUAGAUCUGCUAUAUAAUUUGAUAAAACAUAAAAGACUAUAGAUUUUCAUUCACCAAAUGCUAAUAACAUAAAGAAUCUAAAUUAUUAAGGAAAUGAUUAAGAUUAAAGCUAUCAUGAUGAUUUUGAAGGUGUUGACUAAACCGAGCCAUUAGUGGAUGAUCUUGAUAAUAAUGAUGAGCAAGACGAUUACAUUUAGCAAAAUUAGAAAGGAAUUGCAUUAGAUUUUGGAAUAGACGAAGGCACAAUAAAGGAAAGAAAAAUGAAAAAAUUUGAAGAACUAAGAUAGAGAAAGCUUUUGGAAGAAUAAAAAAGAAAAUAAUAAUAGAACAGAGGAAAAUCAACAGAGAAAACGGUAGAAAGUAAACCUGCAUAGCGAAAAAUUCCAUCUAAGAGUCCUAUGAGAGAUAAAUCACCUAUGUAAAAGAAAGAUUAGCAUGGUCUAAAUUAAUAAAAAUUGAUAAGGAGACCAGCUGCAUUCGAUCAAAAUGAAGAAGCUAAAAACAUUAUUUAGGUGAGUCAAUCAAGAUUUGAUAAGCUUGAAAAUAAGCCGUAGCCAUUAGCGGCUAAUGUGCCCUAGCAUUUACUCAAAAAAUAAUAGCAUAAAUAGGAAGUUUAACAUUAGUAGCAAGUAACUCCGAAGUAAACUCCAAGCUAAAAUCCCUAAAGCAAGAAAAACUUUGCAAAAAAUUCAAACAAAAAAAUCAUUAGAAAUGCUAUAUAGGUUAUUUUGGCUGGAGAUACUAACAAACUAAUAAGAGAUGAAGUUUUAAAAGUUAUCGAUGACACUGACUACCCUUAUUAUAUUGUUCUUUUUAAAGGGAAUAUAGGUAGACAAGACUUUAAAGCACUUUACUAACAUGAUGGAAUAGGUUUGAUUGAAAAGAUUAUGGGAUCAGCUGGUUGCCCUGAUAUUAUAGAAGAUAAAAUGGUAGAAAAAUUCUUCAGAUAUGACUCUGGAAAUAAAAUCUUUAAGGAACUAGCAGGUAUAAAGAGUAUUAGUUUGACAACUGAUGCAGUAGCACUACACAAGAAGUUCAAUCAUAAAGUUUCUAAUAAUGCACUAUUUUGA